Nerophis ophidion (straightnose pipefish) is the source of this 5863-nucleotide messenger RNA. RefSeq lists its product as uncharacterized. Bases 140 to 1225 code for a protein of 361 amino acids. The transcript is spliced from 4 exons. NCBI's taxonomy places the organism in Eukaryota, Metazoa, Chordata, Actinopteri, Syngnathiformes, Syngnathidae. The record is from RefSeq and is a predicted model, not a curated record.
GUUAUCCUGUAAGACAAACUUCUGGGUUUAACAACCCAAGACGUGUGUUGUCUCCUGCUCAAUGCGUCAUGCUAUCUUAUUCUGUUUGCUACAUUUUAUAUUUCCUGUAGUUGAGUAAACUUCUCAACUCUUAAAAAAAAUGUCAAACAUUGUCUAUUUGUCUUUACCCCACUGGGAUGGAGGCUUCAAAAAGAUUCGUUUUAUUUACUUGGUCAAUGAUUCGUCUUUUGCUCUGACAGAGUGUCCACGAAAGGGUGCGGCGGCGGUGCCGCUCUUUUUAGGAGCCGAUCUCUUCUCCAACUCCGAUAUCCGGCCCGAGAAUCAUCCCCGCUGUCACGCCAAAUAUGCCAGGAAGGGCCUCGCCACCAAAAUAAAUUUUUCUUCCGCCUUUAGGUUCCGUGGCUUGAAGGUGCCCACGUCCAACAACAGCCUUUGGUUCUACAGCAUUCACGGGCUUUUUCGAGUGGCUUUUGAAACGUACACCAAGCAGGAGCAGCUUGCCGUGGUGGAGAACUUCCAGGACCUGUGGAAGUCUCAAAUAAACGACAGCCCGCUGAAGACGAGCUACAGCCUCAGCAUGCAGCUGGACGCUGAUCCCUCCGACACCAGGAUGGACGGUCUGGAUCUGGAGGCCAACACAGCAAACAUCUCAAAAGAACACGACCACUGCUACUUUUCACAGCAAAGGCGUCCGCUUGUGUUGACGCUCAAGAGUAAACUUCAGCGCUUGGAUGCUAAACUUUCCUCCGAGGCUGAGAGCUUCAACGAGCAGCAGUUGGAAACAAUCCUGCUUUUUUUGGAUCACACGGAGCGAUGCCUCGGCGGGACGUUGGAGGAACAAGAUGUGGCGGAUUCGGUGCUGGCGCUGCUCAAGUCCAAAGAAUGGAGCUGCGUUUAUUCCAGCCCGCUGCUGGACGCCGUCGCCAGGUGGCUGGGCGGCCAGUUCAGCUCGGCCAACGGGAGCGUGAGCCGCGGCGUGGAGGGCUUCAAGGAGCGGCACAUCGAGAGGAUCAGCGAGCUGCCGCCGGCCGAGGAGGUGGCCGCCGAGCUUUUCCCAGAGGCCAUGAGGACGCUGCUGCUCCACUGGAUGGGACUGAGCCAAGAGGCGGACGCGGCCAAGCGACGCAGCGAGUAUCCCAUCCUGCUUCUCAUCCUGGAGUUCGCCAACCACAACCUCAUCACCGGCGUGGCUCACGUCCUCUACUCCACGCUCAUAUGCAAAUAAAUGUCCUAGUUAUUUAGUCAAAGAUACUUUUGUUUAACGUUUUGGAAUCGAAUGAUUUUGCAUCUUCUUUCACACAGCAAAAACUGAAAUUGAAGUAAGAUAAAAUAUCUCAAAUAAGAAUAUUUGCUUAUUUUCUGUCUGAUAAGAUAAUUCUUCUCACUUUUGUGUUAAGAGUCUUUUACUCGUUUUAAAGGUUUUGGUCCUAAAUCAUCUCAGUAAGAUAUUACAGCUUGUUGUUGAGCUUUGAUGACCUAUAUUGAGUAAAGCAUGCUUGAAACUAGAAUAUCAACUGUUGCAAAGCUGUGUCAUCAACACUCACAAAUACAAACCCCGUUUCCAUAUGAGUGGGGAAAUUGUGUUAGAUGUAAAUAUAAACGGAAUACAAUGAUUUAAAAAUCAUUUUCAACCCAUAUUCAGUUGAAUAUGCUACAAAGACAACAUAUUUGAUGUUAAAACUGAUAAACAUUUUUUUUUGUGCAAAUCAUUAACUGUAGAAUUUGAUGCCAGCAACACGUGACAAAAGAAGUUGGGAAAGGUGGCAAUAAAUACUGAUAAAGUUGAGGAAUGCUCAUCAAACACUUAUUUGGAACAUCCCACAGGUGUGCAGGCUAAUUGGGAACAGGUGGGUGCCAUGAUUGGGUAUAAAGGCAGCUUCCAUGAAAUGCUAAGUAAUUCACAAACAACGAUGGGACGGGGGUCACCAAUUUGUAAGCAAAUUGUGGAACAGUUUUAGAACAACAUUUCUCAACGAGCUAUUGCAAGGAAUUUAGGGAUUUUACCAUCUACGUUAGGUAAAAUCCUCAAAAGGUUCAGAGAAUCUGGAGAAAUCGCAGCACGUAAGCAAUGAUAUUACGGACCUUUGAUCCCUCAGGCGGUACUGCAUCAAAAACUGACAGUGUGUAAAGGAUAUCACCACAUGGGCUCAGGAACACUUCAUAAAACCACUGUCAGUAACUACAGUUGGUCGCUACACCUGUAAGUGCAAGUUAAAACUCUACUAUGCAAAGUGAAAGCCAUUUUUCAAAAACACCCAGGAACGCCGCAGGCUUCGCUGGGCCCGAGCUCAUCUAAGAUGGACUGAUGCAAAGUGGAAAAGUGUUCUGUGGUCUGACGAGUCUACAUUUCAAAUUAUAUUUAGAAACUGUGGACGCGAUGUCCUCCGGAACAAAGAGGAAAAUAACCAUCCAGAUUGUUAUAGGCGCAAAGUUCAAAAGCCAGCAUCUGUGAUGGUAUGGAGGUGUAUUACUGCCCAAGGCAUGGGUAACUUACACAUCUGUGAAGGCACAAUUAAUGCUGAAUGGUCCAUACAGGUUUUGGAACAACAUAAGUUGUCAUCCAAGCAACGUUAUCAUGGACGCCCCUGCUUAUAUCAGCAAAACAAGGCCAAGCCAUGUGUUACAACAGCGUGGCUUCAUAAAAAAAGAGUGCAGGUACUCUACUGGCCCGCCUGCAGUCCAGACAUGUCUCCCAUCGAAAAUGCGUGGCGCAUUAUGAAGCGUAAAAUACGACAGCGGAGACGCCGGACUGUUGAAUGACUGAAGCUCUACAUAAAACAAGGAUGGGAAAGAAUUCCACUUUCAAAGCUUCAACAAUUAGAUUCCUUAGUUCCCAAACGUUUGAGUGUUGUUAAAAAAAAAAAGGUGAUGUAACACAGUGGUGAACAUGCCCUUUCCCAACUACUUUGGCACGUGUUGCAGCCAUGAAAUUCUAAGAUAAUUAUUUGCAAAAAAAUAAAAAGUUUAUGAGUUUGAACAUCAAAUAUCUUGUCUUUGUAGUGCAUUCAAUUGAAUAUGGGUUGAAAAGGAUUUGCAAAUCAUUGUAUUCCGUUUAUAUUUACAUCUAACACAAUUUCCCAACUCAAAUCGAAACGGGGUUUGUAUAAAACUACUUUUUUAAAGUAAUAAUUUCUUCAAGCAUGAAAAAAAAAAUCAUGAUGCUGAGCGCAUAUUGGUAUGUCAAGAUAACAGCACUAGCAUUUACUUCAUUUAAGAAUAUUUUUAUACAUAUUGAGCAAAAAGGUCUAAUUUUUUUUUCUACCAAGAAAAGUAGUCAGGGUUCAAUCCCGGGUUCGGGAUCUUUUUGUGUGGAGUUUGCAUGUCCUCCCCGUGAAUGCGUGGGUUCCCUCCGGGUACUCCGGCUUCCUCCCACUUCCAAAGACAUGCACCUGGGGAUAGGUUGAUUGGCAACACUAAAUGGUCCCUAGUGUGCGAAUGUGAGUGUAAAUGUUGUCUUUCUGUGUUGGCCCUGCGAUGAGGUGUAUCCCGCCUUCCUCCGCCCGAUUGUAGCUUAAAUAGGCACCAGCGCCCCCUGUGACUCCAAAGGGAAUAAGCGGUAGUAAAUGGAUGGAUGGAAGGAAAUAAAAUACCCUUCAUUUUUGUAAUUUUUUUUUCUUGUUUUUGAACACUGACUUUUUACAGUACAACUAUAAGACAAGAUGAGGACCACUGCUAUAUUUGUCACAUUUUGUUCAAAUAUCAUGCGGUCUAAAACCAAUAUAUACACUAUAUACAGUACAGGCCAAAUGUUUGGACGCACCUUCUCAUUCAAUACGUUUUCUUUAUUUUCAUGACUUAACAUUGUAGAUUGUCACUGAAGACGUCACAACACAUGUGGAGUUAUGUACUUAACAAAAAAGGUGAAACAACUGAAAACAUGUUUUCUGUUCUAGUUUCUUCAAAAUAGCCACCCUUUGCUAUGAUUACUGCUUUGCAUUAUCUCAGAUUAAAGCAUACCCAUCCAUCCAUCGAUUAUCUACCGCUUUGUUGCUUUCGGGGUGGCGCUGGAGCCUAUCUCAGCUGCAUUUUGAGCGGAAGGCAGUGUAAACCCUGGACAAGUCGUCACCUCAUCGCAGGGCGAUUCAAGCACACCUGUACAGUGAAAACCAUUUUAGGGGACUACCUCUUGAAGCUGAUCGAGAGAAUGCCAAAAGUAUGCGGAAAAGUAAUGAGCAAAGGGUGGCUAUUUUGAAGAAAUUAAAAUGUCAUUCCACCCAUCCAUCUUCUUCCGCUUAUCCAAGGUCGGUCGUGGGGUCAGCAGCCUAUGUAGGGAAGCCCAGACUUCCCGCUCCCCAGCCACUUGGUCCAGCUCCUCCCGGAGGAUCCCGAGGCGUUCCCAGGCCAGCCGGGAGACUUAGUCUUCCCAAUGUGCCCUGGGUCUUCCCCGUGGCCUCCUACCGGUCGGAUGUGCCCUAAACACUUACACUUCCCUCGGGAGGCGUUCGGGUGGCAUCCUGACCAGAUGCCCGAACUACCUCAUCUGGCUCCUCUCCAUGUGGAGCAGCGGCUUUAGUUUGAGCUCUCCCCAGAUGGCAGAGCUUCUCACCCUAUCUCUAAGGGAGAGCCCCGCCACCCGCCGGAGGAAACUCAUUUCGGACGCUUAUACCCAUGAUCUUGUCCUUUCAGUCAUGACUCAAACCUCAUGACCAUAGGUGAGGAUGGGAACGUAGAUCCACCGGUAAAUUGAGAGCUUUGCCUUCCGGCUCAGCUCCUUCUUCACCACAACAGAUCGAUACAGCGUCCGCAUUACUGAAGACGCCGCACCAAUCCGCCUGUCGACCUGUUUUCUGUUAGGUCACCUUUUUUGUUAAAGUACAUAACUCCACAUGUCCAUUUAUAGUUUUGAUGCCUUCAGUGACAAUCUACAAUGUAAAAGUCAUGAAAAAAAAGAAAACGCAUUGAAUGAAGUGUGUCCAAACUUUUAUCCUGUACUGUAUAUUUAUAUAUCUUAUUAAUUUGUACCAUUUUAUAACCCCCUAAGGCCCCUAACCAUUAACAGAAAAAAGUGCUUCACAUAGUAGGAAAGUCUUCCAUAGCUGAUAGUGCCAUGAUGUCAACAUAAUAAUGUAAAAAUACAUUCAUCGAACAGAAAAUGGCAACAAUCAAAUAUUCUAAAACAAACAUGUAUUAAUGACUAAAUUUAAAUACUACUUUUACUGUGCUAUAUUUAAAUUACUAGUAAUUGUCUAAACACAUUAUUUAGGGUUGAUCUGGUUCAAAUGUAUAUCCUUGUCCCUUUUUGGUGGUAUAAUAUACUUUUAAAGACGCCUAAAGACCAACAUUCACAAAAAUUGUAAUAAAGAAAACUUCUUGUUCUAAGACACUUAUGUCGAUUAACUCUAUUUCUGAUAAUGCAUGUGCUACAUAUAAAAAUAAAGGUCAGUAAAAAAAAAAAUGUUUAAGAUUUUUUCCCCACAAUGACUUUUCCAAAGCUACAACUUUAAUUAGUCAGAGAAAAAAAUAUAAUUCAAGAUUACUUUGACACUUAAUACAAAUUCAGAUGCUAAAUUUAUUUGUGAGUACCAUUAUACUUUUUUUCAAUUUUGUUUGGUAUUUCCAAAUCGUUCCUGAAAACAAGAAGUAAGGCUGAUCCUGUUUAGAACCCCCUCCUGUUAAAAUAAAUGCCAGAGCAAUUUUGCACAACCGGCCUUAAGACAAGCCAUCAUGUGGUGUCAUUCCCAAAUCCGAAUGGAAAUGCUGUAUGGAAUCUUUUUAGUACCCUUUUGCUAAUUGGUCGUAAACAUUGUUCAUGUUAAUGCAUGUCAUUUUCAGCCAAUCACAAGUUAGAAAAAAAAAAAAACUACCACAGUAAUCCACAAAAAUCAUAUUUUGUAAGUACCAUCAUCCAUUUUAAGGUGAUGCU